Molecule: messenger RNA, 246 nt
Organism: Sphaeroforma arctica JP610
Lineage: Eukaryota; Ichthyosporea; Ichthyophonida
Exons: 2
Source: RefSeq, a predicted model, not a curated record
UACUUGCCUAUCAUCCUCUCACUAUUUUGCGCCCCUCCUGGCAAAUUGUCCACUAUCGGUAUCCCGAAUUCACUGAUGACUCAUCAGCCGACGGACAGAUAUGCAGAGAAUGCCCCGCCGGUUUCUAUAGCGACACGGACUCAGUGGACCAGCCCUGCAUGCCCUGCGUCAUCAACAACAUGCAGGAGAAAACGGGACAAACCGAAUGUGUCCCGUGCGGAUGGGGCAAAUACACUGAGGAGAUCG